AUGGACGAGAUGGACGAGAUGGACAAGAUGGACAGGAUGGACAAGAUGGAUGACAAGAUCCAAGAUACCACGAGUCCCUCCAUAGUAGUGUUCAUGCACUCUCGUUCACUCGAGGAAGGUGUGACCCCAGACGAAGGAUACCAUGAGGAAGGAGCGACAGAAGAGGAAGGAGCGAUGGAUGCGGAUGUAGCGAGUGACGACAUCGUGCAGUACCACAACUUAUAG
Talaromyces amestolkiae is the source of this 225-nucleotide messenger RNA. RefSeq lists its product as uncharacterized. The transcript has a single exon. The record is from RefSeq and is a predicted model, not a curated record. Bases 1 to 225 code for a protein of 74 amino acids. NCBI's taxonomy places the organism in Eukaryota, Fungi, Ascomycota, Eurotiomycetes, Eurotiales, Trichocomaceae.